AUGAGCACAUAUAAUAUCCCCUCAUCUGGUCCAGCUGUCUAUGAUUCUGCGCCUCCCCCCUAUUCAGAACAUGAGCACAACACGGGAUCUACAGAGCAGGCUCCGCAAUAUGAAGCCCCCCAUUUCAAUAACUCAACCAGCGACUCAACAAGAUUGCAAGCUGCAACUACCAAAUUCCCUCCAGCCAUGAAUGGCUACAUGCCGAUGAAAUUCACCCCAGAGUUGCAUUUGGGACCAUCGGCAUCGGAGAAGUUGUACUUUAUGUCGAUAGAUAUUCAGCACCGUAAGAGCAUACAGACGAUGAUCCUUCGUGAUGGGCCGACCGAUAAGGAUCCGCCUCUGGCAUCACUGCAGAGUGACCCAUAUCUCCGAGAAAAGCCAGUCUCGGUGACCUUUGCAUCCCAAGGCGAGCUUCAAGAAAACUCUAUCGUAGAACCAUUAGAGGGUGUCAAGCCCUACAAACGCAUGAGCCCGACAUUCUCGAUCGCGGUUGGCGGAAACGGCAAAGACGCCUCCUGUGAACAAUUUCAGUGGCGCUCAAGCCACGGCAAAGAGAUCAAGGAGCUUGCCGGCCACACAUCCGGUUGGAAGCUGGUGCGACUGUCGGAAACAGUAGGCGAGACAGGUGGGAGUCGCUCCCAACGAGCGAUGGGGUGUUCUAGUGAUGGGAAGGAGAUUGUGGCUGUCAUCGCCCACAACGCAUCGUUGAGUCUGUCGAAAGGGUUCAAGUUUGCUUUUGUGGGUAGCGGGCUUACCGGUGUCUUGGGAGAAAAAUGGGAAAUCAUGACCCUUAUCACUGCAGUGUAUCUCUGGCUUAUCGAGUUCCAGAUUGCGACACACGUUAUUCCGGUUGCAUGA
Molecule: messenger RNA, 858 nt
Organism: Aspergillus bombycis
Lineage: Eukaryota; Fungi; Ascomycota; Eurotiomycetes; Eurotiales; Aspergillaceae
Exons: 1
Coding region: 1-858 (285 amino acids)
Source: RefSeq, a predicted model, not a curated record